Messenger RNA from Heteronotia binoei (common prickly gecko), 2949 nucleotides. Its product is annotated as zinc finger protein 850-like. Gene Ontology annotation, biological process: regulation of DNA-templated transcription. The record is from RefSeq and is a predicted model, not a curated record. Lineage: Eukaryota; Metazoa; Chordata; Lepidosauria; Squamata; Gekkonidae. The transcript has 7 exons. Gene Ontology annotation, molecular function: RNA polymerase II cis-regulatory region sequence-specific DNA binding; DNA-binding transcription factor activity, RNA polymerase II-specific.
AUGUGGGAACCAUCCCAGAAGAUAGAAGCUAUGCUCCCUGAGGUGGAUGGAGCUUCCUUGGAGCAAGAGCAGAGAGCGCAGGCCCUGGAGCGUACCCAAGAUGCCCUUUCCCUUCCCAGUGGCUGUGGAGAGAUGCUGUUGAGGUGUCGUCUUUUCAGAGGUGUGGAAGCGGCUGCUGAACCUCCAGCCCAGCACCAGAGAACCCACACAGGAGAGAAACCUUUUGAAUGCUCAGAGUGUGCAAAGAGAUUCAGUGACAGGAGAAAUCUUAAACACCAUCAGAGAACCCACACAGGAGAGAAACCUUUUGAAUGCUCAGAAUGUGUAAAGAAAUUCAGUCAAAAUCGCAAUCUUCAACUGCAUCAAAGCAUCCACAGAGGUGAGAAACCUUUUGAAUGCUCAGAGUGUGGAAAGAGAUUCAGUUGGAGUGGCAGUCUACACCAGCAUCAGAGAACUCACACUGGGGAGAAACCUUUUGAAUGCUCAGACUGUGGAAAGAGAUUCAGCAACAGUAGCCAUCUUCAAGACCAUCAAAGAACCCACACAGGGGAGAGACCUUUUGAAUGCUCAGAGUGUGGAAAGAGAUUCAGUCAGAGUAGCAGUCUUCAACAGCACCAGAGAACCCACACAGGAGAGAAACCUUUUGAAUGCUCAGAAUGUAAAAAUAGAUUCAGUCACAGUAGCAGUCUUAAACAGCAUCAGAGAACCCACACAGGAGAGAAACCUUUUGUAUGCUCAGAAUGUGGAAAUAGAUUUAGUCACAGUAGCAGUCUUAAACAGCAUCAGAGAACCCACACAGGGGAGAAAGCAUUCGAAUGCUCAGAAUGUGGAAAGAGAUUCAGUUGGAGUGGCACUCUUCUACGGCACCAGAAAACACACACAGGGGAGAAACCUUUUGAUUGCUCAAAGUGUGGAAAGAAAUUCAGUGACAGGAGAACUCUUCAACAGCACCAGAAAACCCACACAGGAGAGAAACCUUUCACAUGCUCAGAGUGUGGAAAGAGAUUCGGUCGCAAUGGCACUCUUCAACGGCACCAGAGAACCCACACAGGUGAGAAACCUUUUGAAUGCUCAGAGUGUGGAAAGAGAUUCAGUCAGAUUGGCACUCUUCAACGGCACCAGAGAAUCCACACAGGAGAGAAGCCUUUUCUAUGCUCAGAAUGUGGAAAGAGAUUCAGUCACAGUAGCAGUCUUAAACAGCAUCAGAGAACCCACACAGGAGAGAAACCUUUUUAAUGCUCAGAGUGUGGAAAGAGAUUCACAUACAAUACCGCUCUUAAACAGCAUCAGAGAUCGCACACAGGGGACAAACCUUUUGAAUGCUCAGAAUGUGGGAAAAGAUUCAGUCAAAAUCGCAAUCUUCGACUGCAUCAAAGCAUCCACAGAGGUGAGAAACCUUUUGAGUGCUCAGAAUGUGGAAUGAAAUUCAGUAGGAGUGACCAUCUUCAACGACAUCAGAGAACCCACACAGGGGAGAAACCUUUUGAAUGCUCAGAAUGUGGGAAAAGAUUCAGUCAAAAUCGCAAUCUUCGACUGCAUCAAAGCAUCCACAGAGGUGAGAAACCUUUUGAGUGCUCAGAAUGUGGAAAGAAAUUCAGUAGGAAUGGCACUCUUAAACGGCAUCAGAGUUCCCACACAGGGGACAAACCUUUUGAAUGCUCAGAAUGUGGAAAGAGAUUCAGUCAAAAUCGCAAUCUUCAACUGCAUCAGAGAACCCACACAGGGGACAAACCUUUUGAGUGCUCAGAAUGUGGAAAGAAAUUCAGUAGCAGUUUCAAUUUUCAACGGCACCGGAGAACCCACACAGGAGAGAAACCUUUUGAAUGCUCAGAGUGUGGAAAGAGAUUCAGUCAAAAUCGCAGUCUUCAAUUGCAUCAUAGAAACCACAUAGGGGAGAAACCUUUUGAAUGCUCAUUGUGUGGAAAGAGAUUCAGUCAAAAUCGCAGUCUUCAAUUGCAUCAUAGAAACCACAUAGGGGAGAAACCUUUUGAAUGCUCAGAGUGUGGAAAGAGAUUCAGUCAAAAUCGCAGUCUUCAAUACCAUCAAAGGAUCCACAAAAGGGAGAAACCUUUUGAAUGCUCAGAAUGUGGGAAAAGAUUCAUUGAGAAUUCUGCUCUUCAGAAGCACCAGAGAACCCACACAGGGGACAAACCUUUUGAGUGCUCAGAUUGUGGAAAGAAAUUCAGUAGGAGUGGCACUCUUAAACGGCAUCAGAGAACCCACACAGGGGAGAAACCACUCGAAUGCUUCGAGUGUGGAAAGAGAUUCAGUCACAGUAGAUGUCUUCAUCGUCAUCAAAGAAUGCAUACAGGGGAGAAACCUUUUAAAUGUUCAAUAUGUGGAAAGAGAUUCAUUUGGAGUAGCAGUCUUCAAGUGCAUCAAAGAACCCACACAGGAGAGAAACCUUUUGAAUGCUCAGAGUGUGGGAAAAGAUUCUGUCAAAGUCACAGUCUUCAAGAUCAUCAGAGAAUCCAUACAGGGGAGAAACCUUUUAAAUGCUUAGACUGUGGAAAGACAUUCAGUCGAAGAAACUGUCUUCAAGUGCAUCAAAGAAUCCACACAGGGGAGAAACCUUUUAAAUGCUUAGAGUGUGGGAAGACAUUCAGUCAGAGCGGCUAUCUUCAAGACCAUCACAGAACUCACUCAGGGGAGAAACCUUUUAAAUGUUUAGAGUGUGGGAAGACAUUCAGUUGCAGUAGCCGUCUUUAUUAUCAUCACAGAACCCACACAGGGGAGAAACCUUUUGAAUGCUCAGAGUGUGGAAAGAGAUUCAUUUGCAGUAGCCAUCUUCAUUGUCAUCAAAGAACCCACACAGGGGAGAAAUCUUUUAAAUGCUUAGAGUGUGGAAAGAGAUUCAGUGAGAGUAGCACUCUUCAAAAGCAACAAGAACACAGAGGAAAGAAGCGCUGUUUCAUGACGGCCUUACUCAUUGCCAGAAUUAACAGCUAG